GCACGGUGCACCAAUGGGGGCCCGGACAUUAGCAACCUCCCCUUAAAGGCGACGGCAGCCAGUCAGAGGGCUGUCAGAUGCCCGAUUAUUCUCAUCAGGCGCGACACUCGAAACAACGAAGCCAUCGUCCUCCUCGGCUCCUCAGGUACCUUACUCUCUUCAGGCACUCGCUCCGUCCCUUUUCAUCAUCACGGAUGCGCCGAAGCACACACAGACCAGCCAGCGGGCCAGCACCCGUUUAGAGUGGGGGGGGUAUGUAUGCACUAUGCGGUCCAGUACGGAGUAUCUAGUUAGUAGCCCACGGCAUCUCGUCUCCAUCUCUCACAGCCGGCCGAACGAACUGCCUGCCUGCCUGCUUGCCUGCUUGUCUGCUUGCCUGCUUGUCUCGCUGCGCUGGCCUUCUCCCCUCUUUCCCCCUCUCUCUCCCCUCCCCCAUCCCCCAUCCCCCUUUUCUUUCCCGCGCGCCCACAUCUCACCUAAUGAUAAUCGCGCUGAUGAUGAAUCUGCCCAAGGUUCCUGGCUGGUGUCACCCGCAAUGACGUCUCGGCAGUAUCCAUUGUCUCCAUCCGGAACCAAACUCUGCCUAGCCCCAUCGACGGAACCCAUCCACGGUAGGUACGUACUAAGGACGGAGGACUAAAGACUAAGUCCCUCGGAACCACCAUCCCGGAUGGUGCUACUAUAGGCACGUCCUAAUAAUAAAACACAUAUCACUAAUCACGAGUCACGACUCGUAACUACUUA
This is a messenger RNA of Aspergillus heteromorphus CBS 117.55, 744 nucleotides long. RefSeq lists its product as uncharacterized. The transcript has a single exon. The coding region runs from base 266 to 640 and encodes 124 amino acids. The record is from RefSeq and is a predicted model, not a curated record. Lineage: Eukaryota; Fungi; Ascomycota; Eurotiomycetes; Eurotiales; Aspergillaceae.